Messenger RNA from Marmota flaviventris (yellow-bellied marmot), 957 nucleotides. RefSeq names its product olfactory receptor 2T6-like. NCBI's taxonomy places the organism in Eukaryota, Metazoa, Chordata, Mammalia, Rodentia, Sciuridae. Gene Ontology annotation, cellular component: membrane. Gene Ontology annotation, biological process: G protein-coupled receptor signaling pathway. The record is from RefSeq and is a predicted model, not a curated record. Gene Ontology annotation, molecular function: olfactory receptor activity; G protein-coupled receptor activity.
AUGGAUGGAAACAGGAGCUUCUCCAGCGAUUUCACGCUGGUGGGGCUCUUCCCUAACACUAGGGUCUCAGGCCUCCUCUUCGCCAUCAUCUCCAUCAUCUUCUUCGUGGCCAUGACGGCCAAUGGGGUCAUGAUCUUCCUGAUCCAUGUGGACCCCCAAUUGCACACGCCCAUGUACUUCCUGCUCAGCCACCUGUCGCUCAUCGACAUGCUAUACAUCUCCACCACUGUGCCCAAGACCCUGGUGGACUACCUGCGGGGCCAGAGGACCAUCUCCUUCGUGGCCUGCACUGCCCAGUACUUCCUCUACAUGGGCUUUGUGGGGGCCGAGUUCUUCCUGCUGGGCCUCAUGGCCUAUGACCGCUACGUGGCCAUCUGCAGCCCGCUGCGCUACCCGGUGCUCAUGAGCCGCCGCGUCUGCUGGCUCAUCCUGGGCAGCUCCUGGUCUGGUGGUGCUCUGGACAGCUUCCUCCUCACUCCCAUCACCAUGCGUCUCCCAUUCUGUGCCUCCCACAAGAUCAACCACUUCUUCUGCGAGGCACCCACCAUGCUGAGGCUGGCGUGCGGUGACAAGGCUGCCUAUGAGACGGUGAUGUACGUCUGCUGUGUCAUGAUGCUGCUGGUCCCCUUCUCAGUGGUGGUCGCCUCCUACGCCCAGAUCCUCCUCACCGUGCAGCAGAUGAGGUCGGCCGAGGGGAAGAGGAAGGCCUUCGCCACCUGCUCGUCACACAUGAUGGUGGUGACCUUGUUCUACGGGGCCGCCUUGUACACGUAUAUGCUUCCCCAGGCCUACCACACCCCACUCAAAGACAAGGUCUUCUCCGCCUUCUACACCAUCCUCACGCCCCUGCUAAACCCUCUCAUCUACAGUCUGAGGAACAGGGAUGUGAUGGGGGCCUUGAGGAGGGUGAGGGCCCGCCGUCGAGGGGCCUGCGCUGCGGUGAAGGGUGGACUCUGA